AGGAGAAGGCGGUAAGAGCACCACAACAAGGCCGUCAGACAGCCAUCUUAGCUCUACCUUAAUUGUCGGCUUUCACUGUUUACAAACUAAAAAUGGAUCAUUCACUUGAACCUCAAAAUGCUGUUAAUACUUCAGUUAUUAGUAUGGGACCUUACACCGCGCAGCCCUCUCGGAGGCCCGGAUGCAGCAAUCUUCUUUCGACGGUAGCGCUGAAGCGUUAUAUUGAGAGAGCACUAGAGAGAGUGCUAGAGGGACGGACAAACGUGCAUCCUCAUGAUUGUGGCAUGAUACUGGACCGGCUCCGAGAAUCCUGUGUUGUUGAUAUCAUGAAGAGAGAAUUUCCAUCUAAAUUAUGCUGUACAAUAGGAAAUGACGCUGUUGAGGAAACGAUUGCUACCAUUGAGGAAGAUUCAGCUCUGAAGGCAGAUAUCAAAAAAUCUGAAAUUAUCAAAGACAACAGUCAGGGGAACAAUAAUUCUCAAUUCUCGGAGCCACAGUUGAGACAUGCACCAUUACCGAGAAAAGAUGUCCCUGCUGAAGUUCUUUAUUCUCUCAGAGGGGUGCAAUGCAGUCUCUGCAGGCAGCUAUUUAAAGGUCCAGACUGUUUGGAAUGCCUUAUUGAGCACACAAAGGAAAAACAUUUAGAUAAGGCCAGUCCGCGUUUUUUAAAGAGAGUUAGGGAGGAGAACUCCUAUAAGAAUUUGCUUGGUGAUGGAAUAAUGUACUGUACAUGUUCAAUGUGCAUUCGUAUAGGGUUUGCUAGAUUGGACAAAAGAUAUGAUGUUGCUCGUCGCAUGUGCCUUUGAAGGUAAAACUUUCAAAGUGUGCAUCCGCACACAAUAAUUCGCAUUCUUGUCAAAAAGUGCAGAAAUAAGGACCUUUUUCAGUCCUGUGCAUAACCUACGCAUUUAAUUAUAUUGUUCUACUAUUCAGUACUCCAACCU
Molecule: messenger RNA, 944 nt
Organism: Frankliniella occidentalis (western flower thrips)
Lineage: Eukaryota; Metazoa; Arthropoda; Insecta; Thysanoptera; Thripidae
Exons: 3
Coding region: 93-806 (237 amino acids)
Source: RefSeq, a predicted model, not a curated record